AUGGCGAAAGACAGUGAGGACACGGACAUCUUACGUCAGAAGAUGGGACUAAAAAUGCAGGAUGUGGACAAAACUCCUGUUCCAGAGGGGUCUCCUAGACCAGGAGGAUCCCAGGGGGUUGUGCGACGCAGCACCAGAACCACCAGGGACCAACAGUCCAUGAUCUACGACUGCCUCAUCACUAAUACUGCUGAGGCGGUCCUCCACAAGAUUGAUGACAUGAAGAUGUGCCGCCACUUGAAAAACUCAAAACAAUCAAGGAUGUAUUCUAAAGCCCAGCGAAAGAAGACUAUCGACUCUCCAACGGUAAAAACUGUUUCCAAACAAGAAGCUGAAGAGUACUCUGAUGACGGUGACGACGAUGAUGACGACGAUGAUGAGGAUGAUGAAAACGACGAUAACAGCAAGCGCUAUGAACCUCGACAGAAAAACGCGGUGGUUCGCUACCAUGCGCCACUGGAUGAAUCCAGGAAACAGCCGUUUUUCGACCGUCAGGCAUCUUCCACUAGAGGGAGCUACCGCAUCAGUGCCUCAGUGCCCAGGAGUGCCCAUACCACCAGCCGAAGGAGUGGCAGGAGAAGGCAUGCUUGGCACACCCGGGAAGCCAGCUCCUCUGAUGAGGACGACUCCUCUGACGAGGAAGACGCAGAGCAAGAAGCCAAGAACAGGUCAGUUAACAUGUGUCUGCCUCUGAAUUUGCGCAAAGAGGACAUUUUGGGAAUCCAUAAGGACAGAAUGAAGAUGGGUGCGAGCCUGGCGGAUGUCGACCCCAUGGCGAUUGACCAGUCGGUGCGCUUUGACAGCGUUGGCGGUCUGACAAGCCACAUCUCCGCCCUGAAAGAGAUGGUAGUCUUCCCUCUGCUCUACCCAGAGGUGUUUGAGAAAUUCAAGAUCCAGCCCCCAAGGGGCUGCCUGUUCUAUGGUCCCCCGGGUACGGGGAAGACCCUGGUGGCCAGAGCGCUGGCCAACGAGUGCAGCCAGGGGGACAGGAAGGUGGCCUUCUUCAUGAGGAAGGGGGCCGACUGCUUGAGCAAGUGGGUGGGCGAGUCGGAACGCCAGCUAAGGCUGCUCUUUGACCAAGCCUACCAGAUGCGGCCAGCCAUUAUCUUCUUUGAUGAAAUUGAUGGGCUGGCUCCGGUGCGCUCCAGUCGCCAAGACCAGAUACACAGUUCCAUCGUGUCCACCCUGCUGGCCCUGAUGGAUGGCCUGGAUAGCCGAGGAGAGGUGGUGGUGAUUGGAGCCACCAACCGACUGGACUCCAUCGACCCCGCCCUUAGACGCCCCGGACGCUUCGACAGGGAGUUCCUCUUUGGCCUCCCUGAUCGCGAGUCCCGGAAAGAUAUCCUAAAGAUUCACACCAGACAGUGGAAUCCUACACCCUCCGAUCCUUUCCUGGAAGAGUUGGCUGAUAAAUGUGUCGGCUACUGCGGCGCCGACAUCAAGGCGGUGUGCGCCGAGGCGGCCCUCUGCGCGCUGCGCCGCCGUUACCCCCAGAUCUACAGCACGUCCCAGAAGCUCCUGCUGGAUGUGGGCUCCAUCAACAUCAACAGUCGGGACUUUGUGGCCGCCGUGAGGAAGAUGGUGCCAGCCUCCCAGAGGGCCGUGUCGUCCCCUGCCAAGGCCCUGACCCCUGUGGUCACGCCCCUGCUGGGCAACGAACUCACCAACGUGCUGGACGCACUGCAGAAGGUCUUCCCCCACGCCGAGCAGGGCCUCAAGAGGAAGAGGGACACAGAUCUGACAGCCAGCAUUCUGGAGGAUGACCUCAUGUACAGUGGGGAUGAGGGCCCCUCAUCCAAUAAUUCCAUCACCAAACAGACCACCACCAAAGGGAGCUUCCUCCAUUUUGCCAGGAGUGCGACCUGCCACCCCACCACCUACCGGCCCAGGCUGCUGCUGGCUGGGCGUCCCGGGGCGGGUCAGAGUUCCCACCUGGCCCCCGCCGUGCUCCACGCCCUGGAGAAGUUCACCGUCUACACCCUGGACAUGGCCGUGCUGUUUGGAGUCAGCUGCACCUCCCCCGAGGAGGCCUGUGCUCAGGUGUUCUGCGAGGCCAAGCGGACCUCCCCCAGCAUCCUGUACAUCCCCCACAUCCAGCAGUGGUGGGACACGGUGGGCCUGGCCCUCAAGGCCACCUUCCUCAGCCUGUUGCAGGACAUCCCCUCCUUCUCCCCCAUCAUGCUGCUGGCCACCAGCAACGUGGCUCACCACGACUUGGCCGACGAGAUCCAGACUCUGUUCCGGUUGGAGUAUGGAGAAGUGCACUCUAUCCAAAUUCCCACCCAGCAGGAGAGAAGGAAGUUCUUUGAGAAUCUCAUCCUUAGCCAGGCUGCCAGGGCACCUGCUUCCAAGAAGAAAGCCUUGAUGCAUGCCAUGGAGGUGCUCCCCCUUGCCCCUCCUCCUCCCCCCAGGCAGAUGAGUGAGAGGGAGCGUCUGCGUCUGGAGGAGCAGGAAGAGGACACACUCAGGGAGCUGAGGCUGUUCCUGCGCAACGUCACCGAGCGCCUCUCCCAGGACAAGCGCUUCAAGGCCUUCACUAAGCCUGUGGACAUAGAAGAGGUUCCUGACUAUAUUAAGGUGAUCAGGCAUCCCAUGGACCUCUCCACUGUACUGUCCAAGGUCGACCUCCACAAGUACGUGACCGUCAGGGAGUUUGUCAACGACGUGGACCUGAUCUGGAAGAACGCCCUGGAGUACAACCCUGACAGCGACCCAUCUGAUCGUCAGAUUCGUCACCGGGCUUGUGCCCUGAAGGACACGACCCACGCCAUCAUCCGGGACGAACUGGACGAGGACUUUAACAGGAUCUGUGAGCAGAUCAGAGAGUCACGCAACAAGAGAGGGUGCACGUCAUCAAAGUUCGCCCCCUCUUACUACCAGACCUUGCCCAGAGAGGAAGGGUUCGCAGAGUCCAAGAGGCCAGGUGGUAACACUGGCAAAGACGCCAGCACCCCGUUCACUGCCAACACCCCACGGCCCGCACAGAGGCGUGUGACCCGUGCCAGUAGGACUCUGGUGCAGCAGCAACAGCAGUUGAUCGACGUGGACAAGGCCCUGGAGAUCCUGACCCAGAAGACCCCUCAGCUGGUUGUGGACCACGACAAACUCAAGGAAUUGCUCAAAAGAGCUGUGUCCAAGACUGAGGGUUAUGAGGUGCAUCAGCUGGAGAAGCUCUAUGCGUUGUUGUGUCAGAGCAUCUACAGACACCGCAAGAACUUUGAUAAGACGGAGCUCGUACAGGAAAUGAAGAGAGACAUUGACAACUUUUCCUAA
Messenger RNA from Salvelinus namaycush (lake trout), 3273 nucleotides. Its product is annotated as ATPase family AAA domain-containing protein 2-like. The transcript is spliced from 25 exons. The coding region runs from base 1 to 3273 and encodes 1090 amino acids. Gene Ontology annotation, cellular component: nucleus. The record is from RefSeq and is a predicted model, not a curated record. Lineage: Eukaryota; Metazoa; Chordata; Actinopteri; Salmoniformes; Salmonidae. Gene Ontology annotation, molecular function: ATP binding; histone binding; chromatin binding. Gene Ontology annotation, biological process: positive regulation of transcription by RNA polymerase II.